AUGGGUUAAUAUCUUUGCUGCCUUGAUCAGAAUAUCGAUCCAGCUUAGCCAUCUAAACAAGAUGUGAGGUUGAUUAGGGUAUCGAAAAACUAUCCAAAAGUCACCUAAAUUACCAUUGAACAAAUAGCUUUAGAUCUCUUGGGAGAAUCUUCAAACUAUAAUAAUCUUUAUCAGCCUAAUUAGCAACUUUCGUUCUAAUAAGAAAAACUAAUUUUGAAGAUAAACUUUGGGGAUGAUGAAGAAACAAGCUUCAAAAGCGAAGUAUUCUAACCAGAUAGCAUAGGAAAUGCAACAAGUUUAUUCUCAGCAUUCGAUGAAAUCAGACCAAUAAGCAAAAUAAUGAUAGAUUACUUCACUUUGGCAAUCUGCCCUUAACAUUGUGAGAUCGAACUAAAGAGCAUCAAAAACGAGAAAAUAUUCGGCAGAGUCUAAUUUGAUAUAGAAUUUUAGCAGCUUGAAGAAAUAUAGAUUGUAAUGAAAGAUUUGAGGUGUAGAUUUGACGGAAAGAAUGAAAAGCCUCUAUAUGCAGUAUUUAAAGCAUUGACUAAUUAAGAAUCUGUUGUAUCUAAAGAAACUGAAACUCUAUUCGGUGAAUAUAACAAGGAAAAGAAUAAGACUAUCUAUCAUUGGGGUAUAGCAAUGAACUUGUAUGAAGAUCCAACAGUUAACAUAAAUGCUAGUAUGAAUACUAUAAAAUAAUCUACACUGCAUAUUUGCCUGUACCAAAAUAAAGAAUUCCAAAGAAUAGACCAGCUCAAAAGAAAGAGAUCAAGAUAAAGUAAGGAUCUAGACGACAGUUUUGAUGAACUAGAGCAAAAUGAGCCAAGAACUUAGAGAAACAGUAAGAGAUCUAGUUAAUUCUCAACAUUUAGCACAUAUAAGGAAUAGCCAACCAAUAAGAGUCCUCUAAAACUCAAAGGAAGAAGAUUUUCAAAGCUAAACAAUGGUGAGUUUACAGCGGAUCUAAAAAAACAUAAAACAAUAACUAGAAUCAUAAAGAAACCUAGCCUUGAUGGAAUUACUGAAUAUAACUCGAAUUUGAAAUAAGAUUCUGCUGAUUUUUAAUCAGAUGAUGAUGAGUUGUUUACAGAUCUAAACGGAGAAUGCUAUAUCUGUUUUUCGAAGUUGUUAAAAACUGAGUUGAGAUUAUUUGAUAGAAGAGACUCUUUCGUAAUCAAAAAUAGUAUGAGCAUGACCAAGAGGUAGUCUACUAUGGAUUUAAGUGCAGCUAAUGAUUCAAUAAGCGGAUUAAAAUUAGGAGUUUCAUAGAGAGGAUUUGGAACACAAGAUACUAAUAUGUCAUUAGCUCGAUAAUAGUCUAGCAAGCAGAUUAAGAAAUUUAGUGAGAAAAUAUCUGUGGGAGGAAAAUAUAAUGGUAAAAUUAAAGGGUCAUAUAAGAUCUCAAAUAUUCCAGUACUUCAGCAAAUGAGUAUUGGGAUUUUAACUGAGAAUGGGAUAUUUAUGACUUCUGCCCCAAUUUUGACUGAUAAUGAAACUAGUUUGUUCUUUUUCAAGAAGAGUAAAAGCAAUCAAAAGAUCAAGGAUCUUUAAAAUCUCAUUAAGAAACUAAAGGAAUUAGAUUAGCUCAAAGGUAGAAAGCAAACAAAGUCAAGAGCACAGUAAACAUUAAUAGAACUUGGAUUUCAUUGCUUAAUGUUUGCUAGUAAUGUCAAAUACGAACUAAGGCAUUAUUACUAUACAAUGCUAACACUUAUUUUUGAAAGAGAAGAGUUGAAAUUAUCUUCAGUAGGUUUCCUUGCUGAUGAGGAAUCGGAGGGUCUUUUUGGCUUAAAUCAAAAAGCUCUAUAGAGCUAAGGAGUAAACAAAGAAUAGAUCAAAGAGGAGAGACUUAAAAUAGCCAAAUAUUACUAAAAAUUGUUAUUUAAUACCUUAGAUGAUGCAAUUACUAAAUUUUGCAGAAAAGGUGUUGAACUCUAUCUUAGAAACUAUAUUGAAAAGUUUAUUAGUACAGCUUUAUUCAGAAUCCCUAACUUUAGAAAGGUUUUUAUUGAAACUAUUCUUAAGAAGUCCAAUAAUUCCAUUGAGGAAUGGAAAAAUAUAUCUUGGAAUAUUGACAAUAAUCAAGAUGAAGAUUAGGAUGCUUCACUACAGUAAUUCUUCGAUUGGGAAAAUCACUUUUACUUGCAAAUUCCUGAUUGCAAAGAAAAGAAGGAUGCUUAAUAGAUACUCUUAAGAAUGAUGCAUAAUGAAAAGUGGCAGAGCAAAAUCUAAAAAAGAACUCAGGCAUUCUUUGAAAUAAUUUGCAAAGUAGUUGAUCUAAUGCAUCAUACUGUGAGUGCGCAUAAUCAGAGCAAACAGAAUAUGUUUUGGUAAGAUAUUCCUGGCUACAAUCAAAUCCUAAAAGCAUUCUUACAAGAAUUAAAAAACCUCUAAAUAUUGGAUUACCCUGAUUCACUGAUAGAGGCAUCAAAUACUUUUCUCACAAAUACAUAGCUCUUAUCAAUAUUUAUUACAAUCAUUUUUAAGAAGACAAAUUUCUUCUUUUAAGCUAUUUAGAUAUCCCUAGAUAAGAUAGAUCACAAUCUGUCAACUUCAAAAGUGCUUUGGUCAUUAUUUUUUUUCCAUUGGUCUUACAACAUUAGAGAGGUUUUUUACAUGCUCUUGCUCUACGAAAUCGAUUUUAAUCUUUUAUAAGUUUAAGCCAAAAAAAAGUCAAUGAGCAGCAGCAGAUUAGGUGAAAUGAGUAAUUUUGACAAGAGAUAGUUUAGAAAGUAGCAGACUAUAAAUUUAGAAAAAUAUUUAGAGGAUUUAAAUAUGGAAAAGUCAUAGAGCAAAGAUUCAAAUAACACUCGUGGAGGCUAAUCAAACGAUGACGAUGAAUUUUUCACCUUGUUAGAGACUGUUCAAUCGCAAAGAGCAUCAACUAAUAAAAGAUCAUUUAUUAAAAAAGAGAGCGAGAGAAAAUAGAUUCUUACCAAGUUGAUGAAUGUUCAAAAACUGAUUGAUCAAAAAUUUGAUGACAUUGAGUACUUAUCUCAGUAUGUCAAGAUGAAGGGUAAUUAUUAAUUACCCUCUAAGAAGGCAAACGAAAUAGAUGAAGAAGAAGAAUAUGUGCCAACUUCUGACUCUGAUUCUGACAAGGAGAAAGAUGAGGAAUAACUAAAGCAGAUAAAGAUUGAGAAUAUUAACCAUAAAUUGGACGAGAUUAACUUAAACAAAAUCAUGAAUAGAAUUCCAGAGGAGCUGCAUAUUUAUGUGCAGGAUAAGGUAUUUAAUUAAUACGACUAAAUGUUCCAUGAGUUCGAAGAGUGGCAAUCUAGAAUUACUAGCGUUAGGAUUGGAUUAUAAUAUUUAAGUGAAUAAUUUAUUUUAUUUUAUUUCAAAAUUAAAACUUAAAUGCAAAGCGAUAGAUACUAAUCUCCAGAUACCUCAAACAUUGUAGAGCAAGUUGACGUUUCAGCCCACAGACUAAACUACUCACCCUCAGGAGACAAAUUAAACAUAAGUGGAAACCUCUCAAACAGAUCAGGCAGAUCAGGAAGUGCUGUUAGAUCCAGACUGUUUAUGGAUGGACAAGAGAAAGCUGACGAGGAGCAAUGGGCCAAAGAAGAGUUUGAAAGAGAAUUGCAUGAGCUUCAAAACAAAGAAGGGGUUACACAAGAGGAGAUCGACUAGUUCAGGAAAUCAGCUAUUCUUAAGAGGUCAUUAGAUGUCGUCAAGACAAAAGCUAAUGAACUCGCAGCCAUUAGAAAUAGCCCAUCUAGAUACAACACAGUUAAGUCAAAGGUUGCUAGAAACAUUAAGGUCCAAGAUAAGGCUGUGAAAAAGCAAAAAAAAGCUAUGAUUGCUGCUCAAAUGGGAGUAGAGGAAAGCAAUGCAUCCACAAUUCAAUAAGAUAUUAACUCUUCCUCACUCAAAUUUGACUCGACUUUGAAUGUGAGACAGUUAGGUAUGUCAAUCAACCAAAAAGGAAGCACAUGGGAGAAGACUCAUAACAAAAAGGUUCAAGAGAAGGACGACUUGAUUAGGCAAAAAGAGCAGGAGAUUGAGCAACUACAAAAUGAUAUUAAAUCAAGGAAAGUCAGAGAGAAUCUUUCACCUGAGAGAUGGAGUUCACCCUCUAGGAUUCAUGUUGAGAAUAAAGAGUAGAAUUAAUAGAAGCCUCAACAAUAAGCAGAAGUUCAGAUUAAUGUUCAAAUCAACACCUACACUUAAGUCUCAUAAUAAAUCACAAACACCAAUAAUCAAGUCAGCCCAGAGCCAAAGGCUUAAUCUAUUCAAGUUAAAAGUAAAAAGAAUGCUGUUUCAUCAGGAUACAUGGGUGGGAACUAAAAGCCAGCCUAAUAAGUUGUUGAACAAUAGCAAACAGUCUAGGUCUAAGUUCAGGUAUAAGCUCAAAUCUAAGAGUAAAAGCAGGUUCCCCAACCAGAAUCAAAGCCAACUCUUCCACCAGUUGAUGAAGAAGAUACAUUCCAGCAAAUGGCUUAAGCUCAAUAUCAAAGAAAUGAACCUUAAAAGGACCAUAAAUUCCUGAACAGGGAUUUGGAAAACAAAACUAUCGCUAUUUAAGAAGAAUUCGAUAACCUUCUCGAAGAGAUGAUGAAUAACAGACAAAAUAGAGAUACUGAAGGUUUUUACAAGAUUAUGGAUCAAUAUUAUAGUAAUGAUCCAGUUGAAAAGCAUGACUCACCAACUAAGAGACUAAUCUCUCAUAAAAAUUCAGUCUAAGAUCACAAGAAGGCCAUGAAGGAUAAUAUCCAAAGAGGAGAUUAUUCAAUGACAUAUUGUACUGAGCCAGGUAAGAGUUAUAUUAUUGAGCCAAAGGGUGGCCAAAUCAAUUAUGAUAUUGUUCACAGAAAUCCAACCAAGUUCUAUGAUCAAGUCUUCAAUUAAGAGAUUGUUAAGCACAAGAUCAAAGAAGAUGAAACUUAAGUCAGAAAAUCAAAGACCCAGAUCUAAAUCUCAUCUAAAACCACUACUAGACCAUACUUAAGAAUUAUGCACAAGAUCAAGGUUAGGUUAGUUGAGAUGCUUCAAUAGAAGAUAGGUCUUGAGUUCGGAAAAGAUAUUUUAGAAGCCAUGGAUUCUACAGUUGUUCAUAAUAAGAUCAAGAAAUUUAUGUAAUAAGAUAAAAUUUAGAUUGUCAAUCAAAACAAUGAUCAACUUUAUGGGAAUGUAAUCAACUAAGCUGCCAAUGUUGACAGCGAUGAUGAAGCCAGUCAAUAGGCUUUAAAUGAACAACUUGAGUAUGAGGAUGGUGGAUCCCCAGAUUUCAAGAAGAACAAUGCUAAAUUGCAAUUAAAGGAUAAUGAUCUUGAGGAUCUUGAAAAUGAAGUUAGACAUGAAAUUCAGAGACAAUAGAGCAAAGCUCAAUGA
Molecule: messenger RNA, 5337 nt
Organism: Stylonychia lemnae
Lineage: Eukaryota; Ciliophora; Spirotrichea; Sporadotrichida; Oxytrichidae
Source: the annotation of a GenBank genome assembly